Messenger RNA from Equus quagga, 393 nucleotides. RefSeq names its product histone H2A type 1-D. Bases 1 to 393 code for a protein of 130 amino acids. Lineage: Eukaryota; Metazoa; Chordata; Mammalia; Perissodactyla; Equidae. The transcript has a single exon. Gene Ontology annotation, molecular function: structural constituent of chromatin; DNA binding; protein heterodimerization activity. Gene Ontology annotation, cellular component: nucleosome. The record is from RefSeq and is a predicted model, not a curated record.
AUGUCUGGACGAGGCAAGCAGGGAGGCAAGGCUCGCGCCAAGGCCAAGACCCGCUCUUCUCGGGCCGGGCUGCAGUUCCCCGUGGGCCGAGUGCACCGCCUGCUCCGCAAGGGCAACUAUUCCGAGCGGGUCGGGGCCGGCGCGCCGGUGUACCUGGCGGCGGUGCUGGAGUACCUGACGGCCGAGAUUCUGGAGCUGGCGGGCAACGCGGCCCGCGACAACAAGAAGACGCGCAUCAUCCCGCGCCACCUGCAGCUGGCCAUCCGCAACGACGAGGAGCUCAACAAGCUGCUGGGCAAAGUGACCAUCGCGCAGGGUGGUGUGCUGCCCAACAUCCAGGCCGUGCUGCUGCCCAAGAAGACUGAGAGUCAUCACAAGGCCAAGGGCAAGUAG